This is a messenger RNA of Calliphora vicina (urban bluebottle blowfly), 1267 nucleotides long. RefSeq lists its product as uncharacterized. The coding region runs from base 56 to 961 and encodes 301 amino acids. The record is from RefSeq and is a predicted model, not a curated record. NCBI's taxonomy places the organism in Eukaryota, Metazoa, Arthropoda, Insecta, Diptera, Calliphoridae. The transcript has 5 exons.
CAACAAAAAAAAGUUUUAUAUUUUAAACCAAACAAAAAAAAGUGUAAAAAACAAAAUGCAAUCAUUUAUGUUGCAAGUUUUGUAUAUUGCUGCAGCAAUAAUCGGAAGUACACAAGCUGCUAUAGCAACAUUACCCAAUGCCCAGGAAUUUGCAACAUCCACCAGCUCAUUAGUAAAUGUUGAUAGUUUGCUGGCAUUUCCACAACAAGCAGAUGCAAGCUCUAGCAGCAGUAGCAGCAGCAGCAACAGUUUUAGCAACAGUGAGGCAAAUGCCAGAAGAAGUUUACAAAUCACACCUUGCUCUCUAAGUGAUCCUAACCAGAAUGAGUGCAUUAAAAACUUAAUGAACCAAGUGGUACCUGAAUUGAAGGUCGACCUUCCUGAAUAUGGUUUGGGUUCCAUUGAUCCCUAUUUCUAUAGACGUGGCAUUUUCCGUUAUGCCAACGAUGGCAUCCAGGGUGGUCUUUUGAUCAAGAAUAUGCAAAUCCAUGGUAUUUCCAAUUUACAAGUCAAAUCGUUUGUGGGCAAUUUCACCGAUAGCGGUUUCAUAGUGAAGAUGGGCGUGGAGUGUAAACAGAUUAUGGCUGAUGGGCAGUUUAAGGCUGAUGUUAAGUUUGGUGGUUUGAGAUUGGUGCCCAAGGGACCAUUUAAUAUAACAAUUGACAAUGUUCGCGCUACCGUUUUAACAGACGGCAGUUUCAUCAAUCGCGACAACAGUGUAAGAUUGCAAUUACAUCGCCUGAAUGCCAAUGUAGCGGUAGGAAAUGCCAAAAUUAUUGCCAAUGGCAUCUUCUCAGAUCGUAACUUAAACGCCAUGAUCUUAAAUUUGGUGAAUGAAAACUUGCCAGAAAUUACCCGUGUCGGCAUACCAGCCACUCGAGAACAGUGGGCCCCCAUUUUAGUGGAACAUGUUAAUAAUUUCUUUGCCCAAGUUCCUAUAGAAAAGUUUUUAACACAAUAAGUUUAUAAACCAAAAAAAAAUUAAGAAAAAAACACAUCAAAAUCGCAAUGUAUUGUAUUUAGUUUAGUUUGUAAGCAUGACAUUUUUGUUUUAUAUUUACACACACUCACUCACCUUCACACACAAACACACAUAUACAAAUAUUAUUAAUUUUUUUUAUUUAUUUAAAUUUUUUUAUUGGAUUAUUUGUUUUACAAGUAUCUUAAGAAGUGAUUAAAAUUUGUAUAUUGUGAAAAAAUUAAAAGAAAAUUUAAGAAAUAAAAUUAACCCUACACAAAAGUUUUAAGUACAAAAUAAUUAAAUAAA